UUAUGUUAGAUACUACUCUAUUAGCUACGUUCUUAGUAGAUAUUAUAUGAUUAACCCCUAUUAGCUACAUUGUUAUAAAAUUAGUAAGUGAUUAUAUGCUUAACCCCUCAGCACCCAAUAAAGGUCUUCGGCCAUGUCCCUUGCGCACAGAGAUAUCUCCAGUUUCUCUGAAUCUUUGCAAUUUGACGUUGAGGAACACUUUUUAAAGUAUUCCACAAUCUUUUUAUGCGCCACCAGUAGCCUAUGUUAAAAAGAGGCUGGACAAUAGCUAAAAAAAUUGCCGUUUUAGAUUGGAAGGGGGAGGGGAACCUGCGAAGGAGCCAGACUUCCCGGGGGGGAGGGCUCUGAGCUGAAGGGGAAAGGAGCCACGUGGAGACCGCCCCAUGACCAGCCUGAAAGCGAUAAGUGACUGUAGCCGAGUGUUGGGGGCUGAUGUGCAGGGAGCCUGGCUACUUUGCGGGUACAAUAAACCUGACAGCUGGGUUGUUUACCAGACUGCGUGACUCCGAAGGGGAAACCUCCCAGGCUUAGAAAAUAAACCUGUUAAAGUAGGAGGGGAUUCUCAAACUGUAACAGUAAAACCGAAUUAAGUAAUAUUUCUGUAUCAGUGCGCACAUCCUUAGUUUGUGGAAAGCGCUUCCUGUCGCCGAGCGCUGAUAGGGGCGGUUUGCUGCCGCACCGAGCUGUAGCCUGGGGCUGCGGGGCCGUGCGUGGCGUUUCCGAACGCGGCAUUUCAGGACAAGUGGUAGAAGCAGAAGAGACGCCGCUUGAAAUGAAGACGACGCUGAAACGUCUUUAUUGUCAGGCCUGUGGCAUCCAGUUUAACUUCUUUUCGGCCUGCAAAAAGCACAUGUAUGGGGCAGAGCACAAGCAGAGAAUAGCCAAGCUCUUCCAGACAGCACUGAAUAAAGGUGCAGUGCAUUUCCCGCAGUUGGUCGUGCAGGAGUACCUGAUGCGGCCUAACAGAUUCCACGCUGUGAUCGGUCUCCAUCUAGUAACCGCAUGCAUUGAAACUGCCUUCGGUGACCCUCCCGUCUACCUGUGCCAUCCGUGCCAGGAGAAAUGUGCCAGCAGCCAGAUAGUGGAGCACCUCACCUCCCCCGAUCAUCACCUCGCCUACUUCGCACAUGUGGGCCCGGAGAAGCUGCCUUUUGGCUGGAUGUCGUCUUCUACAGCGACGCCGACGGAAACGUACGCAGCAGCAGAGCUGGAGGAGCGGCAGUGUGGCACUGGAGUACUUCGGCUUCUAGAACUGCCGAAACUUUUGUUCAGAACAGUCCAAGGGCUCUCCUACUCCCAGGCCAUGAAGCAGAUCUUCAGCACGGAUGAUUGCAAGCAGUGCCUGGAAGGUCAGCACGUUGAGCCAUUCAGUCUGCAGAAAUACUGCAAGGAAGCAAAUCGGACUUACCCCUUACUUGGCUUGCAGUUUCUGCUGGAGCUGUGCUGCAUAAAUAGCAGCAGCCCCAGCUGUUACCUGUGCUUGCUGUGUCAGAAGAAGGUCCCGCCGAGCCAAGCUGUGGCUCAUCUCGUCAGCUUUGACCAUCUCUACGGCUACCUGGGCCAAAUACAUCCAUCGUCCUUGGAGAGUAAAAGCAAGUACAAGGUUCAUUCUCCCGUCUUUCGCUCGAUGAUCCUGAACCUGGCGCAGCAGGCAGAGCAGUUGGUCUCAUCCGCGGACGUGCAGGUCAUGAAGGUAGAUGCUGAAGUCUAUGAGCAGAUGGAAUCUCUGAGCUUUUCUAAUGCCCUGAAGAAGCUGCAGGAAAUUCGCAGAGAGCAGAACCUGGGUGACCUUCAGCCCCAAGUGAUUCUGGGAGACAGACUGGUCUGUAGAAAGAAGAGAAAAAGAACGAACAGCCCUGACAGAUCAGUUAAAAAUAAGGAAGAUGAUGUGACCACUGAUGGAUGCACGAGUCCCGGGGAGCCCCUGUGGAGCCCUGAGCACACGAAGACGGGGCCGGCGGACUCGCAGUGGACAGUGUGCCGGCUUGUUUGUCAGAACUGUGACCCUGGCGUUCUGUACAGCUCUGUGAAAUCUUAUAAACGGCACGUGCGCGGCUAUCAGCACCAGCAGUGCAUAGACCGUUUGUUCCCGGACCUGGAUAAAGCUGCGCGUGUCAAGAAGCAGAGAGUGCCUGUUCCGACUCUAAAUGUUUACGGAUCUAUGAUGGACCAACUCCGGACUGAGCCAAUCAUUGGGCUCCACCUGGUGACCGUGUGCAUCACCUUCUCCUCCAAGCCGCCGGUGUAUCUCUGCCAUGCCUGCGAGGAGGCCUUCCCCAGCCAGGCGGAUGUGCAGCACCUCACCUCUGCCGACCACUACUUCAGUACCCUGGCCCCUGACGACCCCGAGGCGCUUCCGUUUGGCUGGAUCCACUCCCAUGAUGCUCUGUCUGUGCUGAAGCCCAGGGCAGUGGCUGAGGAGAAGCGACAGAGUAAAAGUGUUCUCCAGAUGCUGUGUGUGCCGGACAAGAUCUUCCUGGAGAUCAAGGGGGCCUGCUAUUCCAUGGCCAUGAAGAAACUGCAGCAUGCGGUCAAACCUACAGCCAGUCUGAAGGCUGAGGAGAAGGUGGUCUUACCGGAGUACCUGAGUAACCCCAAGAGGAAAUUUCCGCUACUCGGGCUGCAGUUCCUAGUAGCGUACCGCAGCACAGACCUGGCCGAGCCCAGUGGGUUCCUCUGUCUGCUGUGCCAGAAGAAGGUCUGUCAGAACCAAACUGUGCUUCACGUUAUCAGCUUCGACCACCUGUUUGCGUACCUGGAAAGCACACGUCCUCUCUCCUUGGGGGUGAAGAGUGACUACACGCAGUAUGACGCAAAGCACAGGGCGACGAUGCUGGGUCUGGCCACUCGGGCCCUGGCUACCGAUUCUCCAGGUGAAAUUCAGGAGGUGCAUUUGGAACCUGAUGUUUAUCAGGAAGUGUGCAGGUCCAGCUUCGUCGACGCCCUGAAGAAGCUGCAGACGUUCUGGAAGGAGAAGAGCCAAGCUGCCCCCCAACCCCAAACAUCGCCUGGACCAGGAACAGCCGACACCGUGCAGCGUACGGAGGACGCCGCAGCGGCCGUGUGCCCGGCGACUGUCGACGAGCCGAGAGUCUGCACAGAUACCGAUGCUGUCUGUCAGGGAGUGGCAAAGAAUCCGCUACCAAAUCAAGUACUGGUGCCAGAACCCAAGGCAGAUGAGCCUGAGAGCGUGGAAGGAACUGGCAGGGAUCCUACGGCCGAAAGCUUGACAGAGGUGGAGCAGGAGAGCCUGUCCAAUAGGGGUGAGGACAGCCCCAAGGAACUGAAAUCUCUGAACAGCAUAGACGACUUGUCCAAUCAGGAAUUUGCUCGGUAUCCCAGGGUUCCCCCAGAGUUGCUCUUGGACCCAAAUAGGGCACAAACAACAACUGGUCCAAUUGGUGAGAGCAACUGGUCCAAGUUCUGGUUCUUGGAUGGCAGGCCAUACCCCUCAAUUGGCCUGGAGGCUGUAGUAGAAUGCCGCUGCCUGAAGCAUCCCACUGUCUACUUGUGCCUCACGUGUACAGAGUGGAUUACCUCAAGUAACAUUUGUGAUCAUGUCAUCAGCAGGCGCCAUCAGUAUUAUUACAUUAAAUCCCUCUAUCCGGAUCUGCUUCCUUCCUGGAGGGAUGAUCCUGAUGAAACUGCCUGGCUGGUCUACCACCAUGACAAGAAGUGGGACGUCCAGGUGGUGAAGCUCCGUCCAGCUGCUUACCAAAGGAUCGUCUCAGCACCCUUCUACAUGGCUGUGCAGAUGAUCAGAGAAGAGCAUGAUUCGUACGAGCCCCGGCCGCUGAUUACCCUGGAAGAUGUCCUGGAUACUGGAGCUUCUGCUAUUGCCCAAAAGCAGCCUUCCAGACUUGAUGCCCGCUGUGGCAGUGCAGACUGCUGCAGCUGGCAGUCUGAGAAGCAGAGUCAGGAUGCUUAUCGGUGCUGCAGACCCCAAGCACAUGCCAAGGCAACUGAUGGCGUGCGGGCAACAUUGUUUACAGAUGGUUCCCUGCAAAAGUCUGUCCAACCGCAAGCUUCAGACAGCUGCGAAACCAGGAAGUCUGUGAGCCCAGAAUGUCCUGGUUCUGUCCAGUUGGUUGGCACUGAUACAAAGACUCUCACUGAGAAAGUGCUGACUGCCUGGAAAGAGAUGACAGAGAAAGCGGGGCAAGGUGUAGGAUCCACCUACCUUGACACGGCCUGCCUCCGUAUGUAGAGCUACGCUUUCCGUUGGUGAUGGAAACGCACCCUGCUUCCUGAUGUGUUGAGGCUUGCAUGCAGGUCUUCUUUAAUAGUCGGUUUCCUUUUUUGAAUCGUGUCCGAUAAGAUCAUAUUGUGAUUGCGGCAGGCAGGACUUUCCUCCCAAACAAAUGCGUGAAAAUAACCAAAGGGCAAAACUGAAAGACCUGAUCUAUUAGUGUUAACAUAAGUUUAUUUUUCUAAUGUGAAUUUUACUAAAAAUCUUUUAAGUGCGAAGUGCAUGGGCGCUUUUCAUCAGAAUAACAUUUGAUUGAAUGGAAUCAUUUUCUUUUGUAUAGGAAUUUUUCUCCAGAUAUGUUUCAACGGAUUACAGUUUAAAAUUUGAAUGCAAAGCAUUAAUUUCCUUUGGAUGUAGCAAAGUAUUCUUGAUCAGAGUAAUGUUAGCUAGUAAAAAAAUCUUGUUUGUGCCUGGUGGGCCAGUGAUUGUAGGCCAUGGCCUAGGGAGCCAGAAGGAGCAAGUGAGAAACAUCAGAAUACAUUUGGCUGCAUUCCGUGACCUUACAGAGAUUUUACUCGUGUUUUAAUAUUUCAGUACUCUGGAGGGAGGCCUGGACACCUUGGACUGGCCCUGUACUUCUGGAUUAAUUUACAGAAGCAUUGCUUGUCAUGCAUACUGCCAGUUUGCUGUUGUGACUAAGCACUAACCUAACCGGUCUUAAAAAGUGCUCUCACUGAAGAUCACCUGGAAUUUUCCAGGUACAAAUAAGCUAUGGACCCACCAUAGUUAAAUUCAUAUGCAUAAUAUUUAGUUGAUGUUUAGUUUUGUCAGUGCUUUGGAUCAUUUCCAUUUCUCUAUCUAGACAGUCCUGUUAGUUGACUUGAAGUAUAAGGAACCGGUCCACCGGUGUAGACACUUUCUCGUUGGUGCUAACUCAAAAAGUAUUUGAUGGAUCUUUUUCAAACAUUGCAGACAGUGUAUGGGUUAAGAUCUGGACCUCUUCAGCGCUUAGUGACAAAGAGAAGGGUGACUUAGAUGAGAUGCUUGACCCUGUAAACAGGUUAACUCUAUUUGCUGUUAUUAAUCUAUUUUAUCUUUGGAUCUCAUUACCACUUCACAAAAACUUUAUAUGAAUGAAAAUCUACACCUGAUUUACUUAAUACAAAUUGUCCCAAAAUUGAAACUGCAGUGGCAGCAGAGGGCAUCUUGUGAACAGUUAUCUUAAACAGGAAAGUAUAUUUUUUUAACUUCCCAGCAAAUGUAUUUGGUUACAGUCCAAUAGCCAGUCAGUGAAAUUAUUCGUGAGGAACUUAUUGAUCAUGGGGGAAUUUAAUUAAAGUUGGGCUAUUAUAAUAAGAGUGUGUAGGGCAAGCAUGAGUAGUGAGUAGUUAGUGGUAUUUUCGUUUGGUGAAAUUAAGUGGGC
Molecule: messenger RNA, 5612 nt
Organism: Paramormyrops kingsleyae
Lineage: Eukaryota; Metazoa; Chordata; Actinopteri; Osteoglossiformes; Mormyridae
Source: RefSeq, a predicted model, not a curated record